UGCAUCAAUGAGUUGUUCAUCUUCGAGACGAUCGGCCAUCAAUAAAGCAACGAACGCAUCAAAAUCUGAUCUACGACCAACCGCAGACCCAAACAUGAGACCCUCCUGCAUCUUCAUCGCCUGCCUUGUGCUCUUCGCUUUCUGCUCACUGGCUCGCAGUGAAUUCAGCCAAGGUCCCGACAAGUGCUGCUUUUCUUUUUCCAAUGUAAAAAUCCCAGUAAAGCAGGUUGAGAGUCAUCAUACUACACAUCUUGAAUGUCACAGGAGUGGUAUCAUUGUCAUCACAAAAGCGCAAAGAGAGAUCUGUGUUGACCCGGCAGAGAGAUGGGUUCAGAGACUGAUGAACUUGGUGGAUGCUCGGAACGUGAAGGAUAUGAGCUCUGGGGACAACAAAUAAGAUGUGAAUGGCUCUUCACUUUUCAAACUAUUGAAUUGAAUAGCUUUCAAACUGAUUUUAAGCUUUUAUUUAAAUAAUAAUAUGUAUGCACCUGCACAAUGCUGUUAAUCACUUAAGAAGAUUGUGAUAUAUAUUCAAAUAUAUUCAAAGCAUGUUUAAGAUAAAAAUGUAAUCUCAAUAUGUUUGCAUUUUUUACUUUACUGUUUGCAAAAUAAAUAUUAUGGAAAGACA
Molecule: messenger RNA, 628 nt
Organism: Labeo rohita (rohu)
Lineage: Eukaryota; Metazoa; Chordata; Actinopteri; Cypriniformes; Cyprinidae
Product: C-C motif chemokine 8
Exons: 3
Coding region: 8-397 (129 amino acids)
Biological process (GO): cellular response to tumor necrosis factor; cellular response to type II interferon; positive regulation of ERK1 and ERK2 cascade
Cellular component (GO): extracellular region
Molecular function (GO): chemokine activity; CCR chemokine receptor binding
Source: RefSeq, a predicted model, not a curated record